UGAGUGCCUGCCGGAGUCUGCCGCGGAUAAACUCCGAGGCGGCUGCGAUCCCUCGGUGCCUGUGCCGAACGGGCGAUCUCAUCUCCGCGGAGAACAUUUAACCCACAAGGCUGAGAUGGAGGAACACGCGAUGUCACUGUUAGCACAGCUCCGUGCGCAGCGUGCCCGCGGAGAUUUAUGUGACUGCAUGUUUGAAAUUUCCGGGGGAACCACAUUCCCAGCACACCGCGCUGUUCUCGCUGCCUUCAGUCCCCAUCUGGCGGCGCUGUGCUGCGGUGUCUCUGACAGCCUCCCAUCGCGGAUCAUUGAGCUACACACGCCGCCCAACGGGGGAGGACAGACGCCCAAGGAGGACACUUUUCCUUCAGGAAGCAACAUAGCAGAUACGUACACGCACGGUAACUGUCGUGUUAUUAUGGCUCAAGAAAGCGCCACGUCGACAGGAGAUUCGCGCUUCGAUAAUGGUGCGGCCAACGGAAUGGAGGACACCGCUGGGAUGAGCGGUCAGAGAAGAGCAAUGGCAACAAAGACUGGAUCACAGAGUGGCUCUGGCAUCGCUGUGGUCACUCUGAACAAUAACAUCAUAAGCCCCUGCGCCAUCGCUGCCGUCUUGGACUUCAUCUAUUCUGGACAAGUUAGGCUGAAUGGGUGCAGUGCCGAGGAGCUGAAGUCCGCGGCGCUUCAUAUGCAGGUGGAAGCUCUCACGACGCUCCUGCGCACGCAAGGGAUGGACGGACAGAUUCCCACGUGCAAGCAGAAUGUACCCAGCCCCUCCCACCCGGAGGCAGCAGCGACGACGGUUACGUCCAGCAAUGGUGCGUGGGUACCGGUGGCGUCGGCGUUGUCGUCUUCGCGAAGGCGUGGAUUCGCCGUGCCAAGCCGGCCGCGCUCGGACGCGCUGGAGGAGCUUCUGCUUCGCCAAAGCGCGGAGCAGGGUCUGAGCCCUGUGGCGGCAUCGGCAGAAGACGCUGCUUCUAAAGCCGUUACUCCGGUGUCCUCUCUGUCGCCGUGCCACUCAUCACCACCAUUAUCUUCGGAUGAACUGGAAGAUGAGCAGCACUCCGAUACCCCGGCGCAGAGCACCGGUGAAACCGGGAGACUGGUGGAGAACAGCUUCAAAGAGUUUGAGCACGAUGGGAUUCGUAACAGCAACGGCAGCGUAACGGAUGUCGUAAAAGGUGCUAUGGUAAAUGAUUCAGCACCCGCGCCUCUGACUUGUCAUGUGGGUGAUGUUCAAAGCGUGGCAGCAGUAGAUGAAAGGGAAUCGAAGCAGACAUCAGAAGCAGAAUGCAGAAGCGUGGAUGGAGCAGGAGACACGACAUUGAGUGAUGGCGGGAACAGUUCGGCGUCGGGACAGAGAGAGGCGCGUAAAAACCAGCGUAAACAACGCCUGCCAGUGAAGCAGACCGAUCUGUGCUGGUCGUCUCCAGGCCAGCGACCCAGCUUCCGCAGACGCAACCGGGCCAACGUCGCGAACCGCAGGAGGCGGGCGCAAAGAUUGGAGACGACGACGUCGGAAUUGUGGCCAGGGAACGGUGCCGAGGCGGAACGGGACGUUUCGAGCGUAUCCGAUCGGUCAUCGGACGGGAGUUCGGAAGGGCGGUACGAGAGGCCACGCUGUGCAAAAAGCGGUGGCAAAAGGGGCCCCACGGUGGCUUCCGACAGAAAGGCAGCGCGCAAGAAAAUCCGGCGUGUGGCUGCUCCCAAGGUGGCAGUGUCGGCGGCAGCGGUGGAGAGGAGCGUACCAGCGGGGGAGGCCGCCGGGCGCUGCUGCACAAACAGCACCCCGGCCUCCGCAAGGGCCCCCACGGGGCACGUCGGUGAAAAGGAGAGCUGGAUGGAUGCCGGCUUUCCGACCCAACCUUCGGACGCCGAACACGCCACCUCCGAGAUGACCGGAAGCAGCUGCGCAAGCAACGGCAAGGCACCCGAGCAGAUUCCCCCGGGGGCCAGCGAGGAGGCCAGCGAGGAGGCCAGCAAGGAGGCCGGCCGGCACGAAAACGCGCCGGGCGGCUGGCCGGACACGUGGACGCCUACGGGCUUGGAAAGAGAUGACGGUGGGAACGACCCGGCCAGCGUGCGCCUUUCCAGGAGAAAGCCCAUAUGCCAAACAUGCGGUAAAGAGUUCUCGGAGCCGAGCAGCCUGCGGCGCCACGCGCGCAUCCACAAGGGCCUGCGGCCAUUCGUUUGCUCGCUGUGUGACAAGGCGUUCACGCAGGGCAACCAGCUCAAGACCCACAUGCGGAUACACACAGGUGAAAAGCCCUACGUGUGUGAAGUGUGCGGAAAGGCGUUCGCACAGAAGUGUCAAUUGGUGUUUCACACCCGCAUGCACCACGGGGACGAGAAGCCGUACGGCUGCGACGUCUGCGGGCUGCGCUUCGCCACAUCCAGCAACCUGAAGAUUCACGUGAGCAGGAAACACAGCGGAGAGAAGCCGUACAUGUGCGACACGUGCGGGCAGCGGUUCGCUCAGGCGAGCACGCUCACCUACCACGUGCGCCGGCACACGGGCGAGCGCCCCUACGUGUGCAACGUGUGCGGCAGGACCUUCGCCGUGUCCAGCUCGCUCAUCACGCACGCGCGCAAGCACACCGGUGAAAAGCCCUACAUAUGUAACACCUGCGGGAAAUGUUUUUGCUCCUCGGGGGAGUUAAAAAAACACUCGCGCUCGCAUACUGGCGAGAGGCCGUUUAUUUGUGAAAUAUGUGGAAACUUGUACACGGAUGCAAAAAAUCUGCGCAAGCACCUCAACCGCGUGCAUUUGGGUGAAAAUUUUUCCAAUAAGAAGACCGACAUGGAGGACUCUUCCACGUCAUACCUGAAAACAGAACCGAAAUCUGAGGCCGAUAUUCUACCCAUAGAGCAAUUGGUUGCCAUGACAACAUCCCACCUUCCCACGGAGGUGAUCGUCACAGACGGCGGCGGAGGAGGGCAGGCGUCUGUGACCAUCACGACGGGGGAGGCCAACGCCCACCUGGUGUACCUCGCCUCACAGCUGUACUGCGACCAGGCCUGAGUGUACGCGCCAGGCUACGGCACAGGCACGGAUUCAACGUCGGCAUUGAAAUAAAACUAAAAACCAUUUUUUUUCCUUUUAUAAAUGGCCGGUGUACGAAACAAGGCUUCGCCUUUUGGAAUGUAAACAAACGUGGUUCAAUGUGAAAACUUGCAAUGCGUGAUUUUACGGAAAUGUUCGUAUUUAAUAUAGGACAGGACUGAAGUUGGGAUCAAACGUGCAGCACUUAUCCACAAGAGGGUUUUUUUUUGGGUUAGAUCCCUGUCGUUAAACACCGCCACUGCCCAACACGGCCAAUUGGUAAGGUUUGUCACGUAAACAAAACGUGCCGAUUUGUUACUAGUUCAGCACACCCGGUGUGUUGAAGAGUGAACCCACAGCAUUUACAAUUUGGUGAGUGCCAAAUGAAAGCGGAAUCGGAACGAGCGGCACGAGAGACCCCACGCGCGGCAGUCUCUCGCCCGCGAAGCUUGGGGGGGGUCAUGCGUGCGGCGGUGCCGAUUCCUGGCGUGGCACUGUAGAUCUGUGCCGUCGGGGACACGCUGGCAUCCGCCUCUACGCGCUGCCGUUAAAACGCCAACGUUCUUGUGGGCGGCGAGAGAGCCGUUGGCUUGUUUCGUGCUUUGUAGCCGCGGUGGUGCGCGAAGCACUGUUAGGAAAUUGAAAAUUUGAGCGUUGUUCUUUUUUACGAUCUCCAACGUCCCACACGAAUGUCAGUCCCCAUUCCAAGGUUAGUUUCCAAGAUUAGCAUACAUUGUCCUUGCAGAAUAACAAAUCUACCGAGUUAAAGUUUUUCACCCGCAAAUUCUGAAAUGACUGACGGUUUACGCUCUCGGACCAAACUUUUUCAGUUGUUGAAAAACUGUAAAUAACAAAUGAGAGACUCUUGUGCUCACUAAUAUUUCCCAUGUUUUGCCAAACGCUCGGUCAGUAAUGUAAUGUUUGGCAUGUAAAGACCUUGCAUGCCUUCAUAUGUAGAAGGAAGUAAUUUCUACAUAGGACGUUAUAUAUUUAUCGUGCAUCUUUUACAAUUCAACAUUUGUUUCAAUUGAGGUCGUCGUCUUUGUAGCUGGUCUGGUAUUUUUAAUGCGAGGUUGCAGCUCGCCCCUUGCUGCUCCUUAGCCGGUUCGCCAGUGAUGCAUGGAGAGCAUGAUGCCUGCUUUUUAUCAACUGGGAAUGUGUGUAUACACAAUGUGUGACCACGAUAUAUGGCUUCGCAAUAAUCCUUUCGUGAAGACGAACAAUGAAUGCCACCUAUUGGGGCAGAGACCCCCCCCCCCCCGAUCGCGCGACAACACUGCACGCGGCAGAGUUUCAAGCGCUUUUUGCGCAUUAGGUGAAGUGGCUGCCCGUCAGAUGUUCUCUGUAGGAUGCCAAGUGCACAGCACCUGACGUGAUGGGAAAGCGCUGCCAAUGCAGGUGCCGAGAAUUCGGUGAUCUCGGAAGGCGUUAAUUUAGGCAAACGAUCGUGAAUUUAAAUAAAAGGUUGUGUGCUCUUUUAUAUCCUGGCUAUGAUUUCACGCAGUUUACUGUCGCAGGAAAAUAACUUUGUUUUCCCUCAAUGUACAGGGUGCUUCAAAAAAAUAUUUUCACUUAUAUGGGACUAUUGUUUUUAAUGGAAUAAUAACAAAUGUAUGUUAAUAGCUUCAAAAAGUCAGUCUCCAUUUGUUCGCAUCAUUGUCAACACAUGCCUGGAAUCUUCUCCAGAUGGUUUCCAGAGCCCGGAGGCACAUUUCUUGUGGUAUUGUUGCAAUUCUCAGAAGUGUUAAACAAAAAUUUGACGCACCCUGUACUACACAUACAUAAGAGUUCAUGUCAUCUUGGAGGAAGACGGGUAGCAUCACUGAGCUGAAUGCACCUCCAAGUAUGCAAUUCAAACAGCACCGUACGCAUACAAAAAUGAGGACAUAAAGGACUACAACUUUUUAAGUAAGAUGUAAUCAAAGGAUAUAUUUAAUAUAUUGCUCAUUUUAUAGAGUAGUCUGAACCCAUAGGAAUGUUUGAUUUACACUCGCUGGCUCAGCAGAGCGAGGCCACUCGUUGGGCGCAAGCCUGCCAGGCAGGGGUUGGUGGAUCACGGAGGUCUGAGAGAAACUCGUGAAAUCCCCCCCCCCCCCCCCCCCGUUGCGUUCCGACGAGCCAGGACCUUGUGGAGACAGCAUUGCGAUCCCACUUAUAUGGAGGAAACCGCUUGGCUCGUCAUAAUCAACUUCACAGAAUUAUCAAUUGCGUACAAUUAGUUGUUUAUGUCGUAUACAGUCCAUAUUUGAUGUUUGGGUUAGACCGUGUAGUUAUGUCUGUUGAACUUCUUUCGCACCGUACGUAGCCAACCGUGCUCAUCGGAGGUGCGGGAGGACAACAAACUAAACACAACAAAAAACAGCUCUCAAGGGAAAAUGUGUGUUGUAAACCCUUCUGCACCCGACAGCAAAUUAAUGAAGUUACGUGAACAAGCGGCGGGCAAUUGCCAGAAAUCCUGAAAGUGUUCAGAUGAUGCUGGUUGUAACUAGCAGCGAAACCUUGUACCAAGUUAUAAAUGUUGUGGAUUGUUCGCUCACACACCGCCAUGCUCAAGCAGUAGUAAGUUUGGACGUUCGUUCACGUGCGACGACUUUAUUAUGAAUUGGCCGCGUCAGGUGGAGGAUGAUGUACGGCAAACAUACUUAAGCAGUCUGACCCAAACAUCGAUCGUGAACCAUUGGUUGCGAAGGUUUGCAUGUUUAACGUAAACAGUUCAUUGAGAUAGAAUGUAUUUAUAAUUGGACCAAAGUAAAACAAGGUUAGAUUGUAAAAAAAAAAUACUGACUUGUGUAUGAUUUUACAUUAGUAGUUUUGAUAGGUGAUCGCCUAAAAUCAAGUGGCACUGCAUCAUUUGCGGUAUUGUGUCGUCUUAAACGUAAAACUGCAGUCCAACUGCUCACGGCAAUUUCGCCCAAUGCUUUUGUGUCAAAAUAGGAAAAUUAUUUAACAAUUUUUGUUGUUAAAUAAUUGUUCAUUUUGCAUGUUCUCACCAUGCUUUGUUUUUCGGUUGUCAUUUGGAGGUACACUUGACCUGCGCCCAUCAUCCCAUGCCUGUCAAUCCCUUAUCAGUUGCCUACCUUACUACAGACCAAUUCAGGCCUUAUUGGUCACCCCGUGCCCUUAUACAUUUCAACGUUCAUCCUAUAAAGUCCCAUCACAAGGGAGAAAACAAACAGACGUGAUUUUGUUGUUUCCCGUAUUGAAACGGCUGUACACCGUAUGGACCUGAAAAUUAAUUUUCCCUGUACAAGAAUAUGGGGUAAACCGUAUGGGUUGACAGCUAUGUAAUCCUUUCGUGCAAAGCCAGCGAAUACUUUACAUAAAAAAUAUCACCAAUGUUAAAAACUGCCAAAGUUUUUUUAAUAGUACGGCAUUCGGAAGUUACUUCAGCUCGACGGGGUAUCAAGCAACAACACUUGGGCCGGUAAUGUCCCUACCGAGACUCGUUUUGGCACGAUAACACGCCAGUCAUUGCACUACAUCGACCAGAGAGAGCAACUAUCUCGCAUGUCAUCAACGGGAGCCGUUUAUUGAAUUACAGAAAACGAUGAAGGUGAUUAAUAUUUUUUAUUUCCCCCCACAAAUAUUCUGACCUUGCAUUUUGUAGCCGUUCUUUGAGCCCAGCGGGGGGCCGCUUAUACCUUGCCUUGCGGUGUUGGAAUGGUGCUAGGAACCCUUGCAAUAUUGUACCUGUAGCGGUCUCUUCGUGGGCAUUUUGAGGCAUACAUUGAGCCCGUUUGAUAGCAUCCAAGGUCGUUUGUACAGUAGCCCCCUCGGUUUACCAUGCCAAUCGAUUAACGAGAUUUUGAUUAAAGAUCCGCCUCUCCCCGUAAGGGGUCCCCAUUGUUUCUAUUAACGGAACAUUUUCGAUUAACGUUUUUGUUUUACGGUGUCACGUGGCCCCGCCAAUUUCGGCCAAUCGAAGCGCUCCUAAAGUGGGCUCUGCAGCAGACCUCAGCCAGUCGGCGACGUCCCCUUACGAUGAGCGUUUUGGGAGCAACUGGCUGCUGGCUUUUCAAUGUUUGAUGUGUGUUGUUUAUGGAAAAACACAGCUCUCUUUAAUACUUAACAUGUUCUUAUAACGUUUAUUUAUUAAAAUUGCGUGUUUUAAUAUUACAAAGAAUAUUUUUAGGGUGGGAAAAAAAGGUCAACUUCUGAUCGUCUCGGAACAAAUGGAGCCCUCUAAAUGUGCAUUUCCUACAUUCGAUUCACGAUUAUUUCUAUUAACGACGGGUUUUCGUGGAACCCAUUAACAUCGUUAACCGAGGGACCCUACCGUAUUGAUCAUUCGGGACUCGGGAGAGCGGUUUAACAACGCGGUGUAGUGCCACCUGACGGAAUGCCAAAUGGUUUGCGAACCGCUUAUAAUACAGCUAAAGAAACUCGUUCAAACUGUACAUUGACCCGUGCAUGCGACGUGAAUGACUAAUAUUUUAAAUUUAUAAAGCGCCCUUUAACAAUCGUUCUCAGGGCCGCUAUGAACUCGGGUAAACCUCGGUUAAUGCAUCUGGUUUGGUGAAUGCAUCAGUUUUGAUGGUAGGAUCUGCUUCGUUGUACAUUUGAAGUUUGAAACACAGGGUGAUCCAUUUAUAGAUACCCCCCCCCCCCCCCCCCCCACUAAAAUAAUAGGGAUAUUUUUUGUAUUAAGAAAACGGCAUUUGAAUGCGAAGCUCCGAUCUCAAUACAGUGUACGUUAUUGUUUUACAUCUCGCCUGGUGCACUUUGCCAACCUAGCCAGUAUGAUUUGUUUUUGGUUGGACACAUGAGGCUUUCGCGACCAACGAAAUCAAUAAGAUAGUUUUUUGGAUUAGAUCGCAUAAAUAUAUAUCUCGUUAAACCCACCAGCACCCGACACGGCCAAUUAGUAAGGUUUGUCACGUAAACAAAACAUGCCAAUUCGUUACUAGUACAGCACACCGGUUGUGUGUUGGAGAGUAAAGCUACAACAACAUUUACAAUUAGUAACGAAUUUCCACGUUUUGUUUCCCUAACAAACCUCAUUAAUUCGCUGUGUCGGGUGGUGGCGAGUUAAAAGACGCGUUUAUAUUUACGCGAUCUAACCCAAAAAAUCUAAUGGAUAGUUUAAAUGAGGACACACACAUACGGAGAUGUGCCAAGAGACGAAACUGGGCAGGUUCCAAAUGUGUGGGGGGCAGCAGCUACGUUCAAAUGCGAAAUUCCGAUAACCAUUAACAGACAAUCGUACACGCGUGCGCGCGUCGCAGCUCGUGCAAGGGGGGCCAAACCCCAAUUUAACACGUAGGCUUUCGCGACCAAUGUUAUUCAUAAUCAACGAUUUUUGGGUUUAGAUCGCGUUUAUUUAUAAAUGUGUCGUAACCCUCUGGCGAAUUGCCCGAUGAUGCUGGUUGUAAUUACCAGCGAAACGUCGUACUCAAAUUGUGAAUGUUGUUGCUUCAACACACCGGUGGGCUAAAGCAGUGAACUAUUUGUCUUUGUCAACGUGACACAUUUUUUACUGAUUGGCCGUGUCGGGUGGUGGAGGGUUACGACACAUUUAUAAAUAAACGCGAUCUAAGCCCAAAAAUCGUUGAUUAUAAACCCCAAUUUGUUCCAUUGUGGGAGGGUGGGGGCGGUGGGGAGGGUGUUGGGGGUGGUCCAUCCAACGCAACCUCCCCUUGUAACCCAGUCGCACGCUGCCGCACGGGGAGCGAGGCGUGGAUGGUAUCGCUGUCGGGAUCGAUGUCGCGCGUUAAGGGCUGCUCCGGCAGAGCAAGGUCGCUUUCCUGCCGUGAACGGUGUCCGUUUUGGGCGGGUAAGAAUGUGUUGAGCAAUCGGGGGUUUCAUCGGAACUGGCAAACCAGAAUGGGGCACUCGGUCGGGGUGUUGUCGGUCUAUCAAAUGAAACUAAUUUAAAUCAUGUUAUUUUAUUGUACCAGGUAUAAGGCCCAUUCGAGCUAUAAAACGACCUGGCCACAAAUGAUAUCUCUACGAAGUGGCUUAUGUGGAAUUUUAUCGCAGCUUAAAUACUCUUAAACGCGGAGAAAAGUCCUGACCACGGGGGAGAGAGAUAUGCAAACUCCAAGCGUCGGUCAGGAUCGAACCUACGACCUUCUGUAUAACAGGCGAGGGAGUUAACAUCUCGCCAACCAAAUCCUGGAUGGAGGUUGACUCAGCCCAUCAUCUCUCUGUGAUCAAUACAAUAAAUGGAUCACCCUGCACUUGGUUCAUUGUAAUCAUCGGAGCGAUACAUUUGAGUUGAUCGGCUGUGUGAGACUGUGCCUGUGCACGUACGAUGUGUUUACGUUGUGUUUAUGCCGGUUUAUCCCAAAAGGUUUGUGUAACCUUCAAUCAAGUACCUUUGAAGCUGUGCUACUUUAUAGGCAAGAAAUGUUGUUGGUUAUAAAUCAAUAAAACAAAUGCUUGAA
This is a messenger RNA of Lethenteron reissneri (Far Eastern brook lamprey), 9426 nucleotides long. Its product is annotated as protein sister of odd and bowel-like. Gene Ontology annotation, biological process: regulation of transcription by RNA polymerase II. The record is from RefSeq and is a predicted model, not a curated record. Gene Ontology annotation, molecular function: protein binding; DNA-binding transcription factor activity, RNA polymerase II-specific. NCBI's taxonomy places the organism in Eukaryota, Metazoa, Chordata, Hyperoartia, Petromyzontiformes, Petromyzontidae. Gene Ontology annotation, cellular component: nucleus.